Seminavis robusta is the source of this 1977-nucleotide messenger RNA. The record is from the annotation of a GenBank genome assembly. NCBI's taxonomy places the organism in Eukaryota, Bacillariophyta, Bacillariophyceae, Naviculales, Naviculaceae.
AUGACCAAGCCAGCAUUAUGCAUCCUUUGCCUUGUGGUACUGGUACUCAGCACCCUUGCUCAAAGAGUGGCACCAGUAACCACGCCGGGAGCUCACACACUAUCUCCUUCACUCCUCCAUAGCCAUGCAACCGAUUCCUCGAAACGACAGGGCAGCAUUGUCGGCUACCCAGGCGUUCUAUCCAAAGAGUACGUGCAUUCCAGGGUUGACGAGGAACUUCGAGCAAUGAUCCUACGUUGGAGGAACAGUGUUGUAUUGGAACCGGUAGAUGGAACCGGCGAAACCAAAGCUUCCAGGAAGAGGGCAAGAAAGCCAGGUCAGUCAGCUUCCAUUGACUCCCGCGUCCACAAGCUUCGUUCAAAGCACAACCGAAGUCGUCGGCUCAAAGAUGACGACUUCUCGGGCCUCAACGAUAUUCUUGAGUCCUUCAGCUUUGAAAUCCCAGAGCAAGUCAUUCAGCAAGAAUUAUUGGGGGCCACAGCCACCUUUGUCAUCAAAGGAGAAUGUGGAGGCAUAUCCGUUGAUGAGAUCAAACUGGACUACGACAUUGACAAGGACGACCUGCUGUACGAUGUCACGGUAGAAGGAUUGGAUGUAGACUGUGAAUUUGAGGCUCAGUUCGAUUUUGGAAUAUAUGAUAUAGAGGAUGACCUUACUAUUGACGUGAACUUGCGGAAUAACGAUUUCGAAAUUGGAGUGGUCUUGGAAGGGGUCCCCCCUGAAAGCUCGUCGUUUCAAGGAUGUGAAGCUGUCAUUGGCAUCAAAGAUAUUGAUGCUAAUGGAGGCUUCUCGGCCAACAUCCUCAAUGACCUGGACUACCUCGUGAUUGAAAUCGUCGAUUCAGAAACAGAAACUAUUUCUGACAUUCUCUGUGAACAGGUCGCGCAGUUCACAUCCGUUGUGGAUGGUGUUGUGCUCUCUGUUGUAGACUUGUUGGAGCCCUAUUUGGGGGGACCAAGGUCUGUGGAUCCACUUGAGCUGGAGAAGGACUUGCAAGCGGAGGAGGAGCUAGUUGACUUUACAGACAGUGACCUGGGCUACGCCAUCACGGUCAUUGUCGAUAAUCUGCAAGGGGUGGUGGGGCCAUACCAAAUCAAUACACUCAUUGAGCUCAACUUGCUCGACGAAGAUGGCUCCUUCGUUAUUGACUUGACCCAAGAGGAGGAGGAGGAUAACAGUCGCGAAGACGAUGACCGCCGCCAGCUACAGUCGGAUCAAGACGAGUGUUCCAUCGUGCGACGUCGCCAUCGAAACCUCCUAGAGCAACUAGUUGUACCAGAGAGCCUGCUGAUGGGGCGCAUGCUUCAAUUUGGUGGUGGUGAAGAAGAACUCUUCACAGUCAACAGUCUGGAUGUCUUGACAAUUGAAGUGAAAGGUCUCAAUUCUUUUGAUCACGUGGAUCUUCUUGAGAUCAUUGGAAAGCAUACGUUUCGUACCCGAUUGGAGGUGUCAGCCAUCUCUGUGAAAGCUACGGUUCUCCUCAAUGCAGAUAUCAACGACGUGAAUAUUGAGGAGACUAUUGAAGUAACAUUGCCCAUUGAAGACACAGAGGUGGUCAUUUCCUAUCUGGUGGGCUUGAAAGCAUCCGUUGUAGAGAGCACUGGACUCGCAACCCUUCUCAACCCAGAAAACCUCUCUGGGUGUUUGUUUUCUGCCUUGGAAGCAUUUGGGGUCUCGGAGAUGUCUGUGAGCGUGGGAGAGCUCGGAAUACCAGUCAUCGAGGGUGUACUCGACUCCGGGGUAGAUGAACUCAUAAAUACGGCGGUCGAAGCAGCUGUCAUUGCUUACCAAGAGCUGAUUGUUGACGAAGCCAUUCCCAAUAUCUUCCAGAAGAACGUUACGGUGGCAGUCAAUGAGUUUGCCGAGUGCACAAUUCGAACCGAGUCGGCCACGGCUGUGUGCCCAACACAAGAGGAGACAGAAGAUGAUGACUCCCUCACUGAUGAUCUCUUCCGUCGACUACAGCAAUGGGUUUGA